This is a messenger RNA of Leishmania braziliensis MHOM/BR/75/M2904, 3453 nucleotides long. RefSeq lists its product as hypothetical. The record is from RefSeq and is a predicted model, not a curated record. The transcript has a single exon. NCBI's taxonomy places the organism in Eukaryota, Euglenozoa, Kinetoplastea, Trypanosomatida, Trypanosomatidae. The coding region runs from base 1 to 3453 and encodes 1150 amino acids.
AUGCACUGCAGCAGCAGACUCUCGAGGAUGUCUCAGAAAAGGGUGUCAGAGGCUGCGGAGUGUGUGCCAGAGCCUGACCCAUCUGAGUGUGUGAAUACCGUGCCCGCGACUCUCCGGCUAAACACCCACGCCGCGACAGUACGGAUGAAGGAGAAAUUUACUGCGCCGUUCAUGGUGUACGAUGCCCAGGCACGGCGCAUUGUUGCCAACCCCCAGUACGAUCGUACUCUCACCACAGAGCUCCACCGCGUGCAGAGCAUCAUGCUCACAAAGCUGCGCACCCCGAUCCAGGCGCACCUAUCCUACACCCCAAAGGAGCUGCUGUACGAGCUGGAGACUGCGCUGUUCCAUGUUUGCGCCUCCCUUGCCGUCCAAGACGACGCGUCCUCGCUGCGGUACGUACUUGGCGACAGCGAGGCAGACCUGCUCAUGCCGCAGCUGGAGUCCUUUCUAGCUCAUCACAACGCACCGGCGAAAGCGGUCGUAGCUCUUGCGAAGUGCCUCAGCGAGGGCACCUCGCAUGACGUCCUCACAUCGUUUCUGCAAGUGCUCAAGCAGCGAGUUCAGCAGGAACUGGACCCCGCGGUGGAUCGCAAACGGUCUGUGCAUGAGCACAGCGCUCUGCUUGCCACCAAGAACAACCUGCAGGACAUUGUGCAGCUAAUGCGCGAUAUGCAGACGGCGUACCACAGCAUUGACACUGCAUCCCAGAUUCAGCGUCGGCAGCCUCAGAGUGACCCGACCGCGGUGGACUUGGCUCAAAGUCCGGCAGCUAACGCCGUCUCCGCUAGGAUAGUCGAGGAUUCAUUCUACAAGGUGCUGCGCUGGGUGGUCGCUGUGGAUGCUGAUCGACGCGCGUUGCAUGCGGCCACCACCGGCGCUGCCGCCACUGCUGUAGAGGAGUCUCAUCUGGCGACAACACCGGUGCCCGCGGCAGUUGCGACGCCGUCCAGAUCGAGCGCGAAGGCGUUUGCAAGAGUGGUCGAGUACGAUCCGUUCACGGGGAGGGUAACGCUGGAGCGCGCUGACGCGGCCCAGCGCUGGGGGCUCCUCCUGAACAGCAGGGGCCUCCUCGUGGGAGUGGAGAAUGAGCUGCGCAACUCUAGCGAGGCUGGCGAGCGGUUGUACGACGCCAUCCAGCAGCAGUCUGGCGAGGCUGGAGGGCUAGCCAUUUUCGAGGUGAACCGCCACCGCAUACGUGCCGUCCACCUCAGCGACGAAGAGCUCGCUGCCAGCGGCGAUGAUAUCAUGCAGAAGCUGCGUGCUACCCUAACUCACGCGACCAAGACGCUUAGUCUCACUAUUGAAAGGCGCAAGCAGGCGGACUUGACGGUGCCUCGCGAGGUUCUGUUUGAGGUAUCCGACCAGGGUGGCGAAGGAGGCGUCGGCCAGCGCUGCCUCCUCAUGAUGGAACGCGCGUCGACGUCCAUUUCGUGGGGGCUUAAGUUGAAGUACUUCAAAGACUCAGUCGCCGUGCUGUCUGAUUUUGCACCGAGCGCGAGGCUCUCGAGCGCUGCCAAAAACCUUCUGUUUGACAUGCGAGGCCGCCUCCGUGUGCUGAAGGUGAACAACCAAGACAUGGCGAAGCUCUCGGCAACGGAGAUGAAGAGUCUCGUCUCUGGCUCGCUGUUGCUCAGCCUUCAUCUACAGGUGACAGAUUCGAAAGGGGAUGUGCCGCCCAGUGUUGAGGCACCGCCGCCGACUCAAGGGGUCCUGCUACCCUCAGCUGAAGAGGUGGGCGAUGCGCAGGAGAUGCCGGGGGUGGGGGCCGCCCCUUCAGAGGCACAGAGGGAAGCAGCGACGCUUGCAGAGGUUGAGGCAGCAGCUGAUAUGCAGGCAGGGCCGAAGGACACGGGGGAUUCGGUACAAGCCGAGCUCAACGAUAUGGCCGCCUCGAUCGCCGAUGAGUUUCUGAAGCAGCACAGUGGUGAGGAGGAGCUGGAGGCCAAGGCAGCGGAUAAGAGUGAGGCGCCCGCCGUGGAGGAGGUGGACAUGGUGGCGCCCGACCCGUUUGAGGAGCUGGACUGGGCCAAACCCACGGCCACGAUUGGAGCCCCUGGAGAUGCGAACGAUGACGAGGACAACAGGGACGCUGAGAAAGACGCCCUUUUUGAGGAGUCGUCCCGGCAGCAGCACUACGAGGAGGAGGACGGUAUCGAGGACGCAAUCAUGGAAGGUUUCAAGGGCGCCAAUGACGACGAGGUCCUCCCUAAAGUGGAGGAGGCGGAUGAGUUGAUUCGUGGCGGCGAGGAGAGUGCGGCGACGCGCAAGACUGCUGAGGACGCGGGUACGGCUGAAGAGGCAGCGAGGGACGUCAUCGAGACGGGCAGAGAUGACGCUGAAGCGGAGCCGUCAACGAAGACACGCGAGCACGAGUGGGCAACUGCCAAAAAGGCAAAGGAAUCGGCGAAGAAGGGAAAAAAGAGCGCGCAGGUCGGCGGCCGCCAGAAGAAAGGCGGGAAGGCGGCCGAGGCAGGUGCGCAAGAUGCAGACGACAACGAGGACGAGCCUGCGCAGAAAGCUGCGGAGGUGGACGAGAAGCAGCUGGAGGAAAUGGAGGAUAACGAAGCCGCCGAGGUGUCUCUAGGCAAUGCCACACUCACGGAGGAGACAGGGACGCUUCCGCCCCAGGCUGAUCCGGAUGACACUGCGGUUGGGGACGCCGAGGCCGAAGUGAAGGCGGUGAGUGAGACAAAAGGUCGCUCCCGCGCUAAGGCAAAGGAGGUGGAGGCGAAUAGGAGCGGUGUCAGGUCAAAGUCCUCUGCCCCAGCAGCGGCCGCCGAUGAGGAGACCUGCUCUACAGAGCCCGAGGGCUCCGGCAAAGGCUCCACCUCAGCUCCAGUGGAUGUGCGACUUAUUGAUCUCCCGCCGACCGUCGCAGAGGUGGCCAUCGAGCAUGGGCGCGAACGCAUCACGAAGCGGGAGAGGCACUCCGCGAAGGCGACCGCCACGGAGACUGAGGUGGACAAGGAAGAACGUGGAGGCGGCAAGGGGCGCGGCGAUGAUGCAGCAGGGGGGCCUGGCAUUACUGCGAAGGACUCGGAAGCGGUUCUCGCCGCCGAGGAUGGGGUAGGCGAUGUGCCGCGUGUUUCGUUGAGCCAGCUGCUCAAAGCGAAGCCGCUAACCUUUGAGAACGAUGUGCGGAUCGAGAAGUUUGACGGGUCGAGACUAGAGUUGGAGCGGUCGAGUACGAAGCACCCAUGGAACAUCAAGGUGGCCUUUGCCGGUGAGGACAUCAUCAUGACGAAGCUGCCGCCCUUUGCUCCCAAGCAGCUGACGCACCCCUUUCUGCGCUCUCUGCACGCGGGUCCGCAGGGUGAGGUGAAGUGGGUGGUGGACGGCCUCAAUGGACAGGACCUCUCUGUCAUGUCCAGAUCAAACAAGACGAAGGCGCUGGACGCCAUCAAAGGCUCCACGAAACUCUCUUUAGUUUUAAGAGCACUGCGAAAGUGA